GGGAUCGAGGUGCACUUUUGACCUUGAAGCGAAAGUAGCAUGUUUCGCUGUUUAGUUAUAGUGCAGAAACGUAUAAAUAACAACGAAAUAGUGAAAUCAUCUUUAAAAUCCUGCAUCUUAUUUGUAAAAGGAACUAACAACUCUUGGACACAUUUGGCAAGAACGGCAAUCUUUCAUCGUAUUGGACUCAAAGCAUUUUCAAAUCAUCAACAUGUUCCAGUGGUAUUCUUAAGUUACAAGUCUCCGAAUCCAUUUGCACAGCCAGAGGGAUUAGGCCCCAAUCCCUGUGAUGAAGAUUAUAAUGAUGGUGUCGACAAAGAAUUCCGCUUGGUUUAUGCCCUACGCAAUAUUGAUAAGGGAUACAUGCUUAUCGCAGGCAUAGCAUUAGGCUUUCCUCUGCUAUUUCUGUUAAAGAUCAUCCAUUUCUUUUACAAAGAACAUGAAGAAUUGGAGUAUGCAUCCAAAGACCUGUGGGAGAUGUUCGAUAAUUGUGUGGAAAUCUACAACCAUCUUCCUGUAUCGACUGAGUGGCUGUAUGUGACCUGUCACAUCACUCUAUUUGGAGGACUUUUGUAUUUUCUUUUUGCAAGUAAUACCUUUGGUAGACUGUAUUACAGUGCUAAACGGGACAGUUAUAUAGCCAUCGUGUACAAGUAUGGAUUGAAGAGGAAAGUAGAAUUCAGUAGAAAAAACAUUGAAAGGAAACCUGUGUUUUAUGAAAAAUUCACUGAUAAAUUAAGAGUGGACAUUGGAAAGAAGAAAAGAUAUUAUGUUUACGAAAGUUGUUUUAGAAACAAUACUGAACGAAAUAGGUUUUUCUCUGAGAUGGCAUCUGAUGAUUAUAUUGAUGAAUUGAAUCAGUAAACAUGUUUUAAAGUGAAA
This is a messenger RNA of Saccostrea cuccullata (small rock oyster), 882 nucleotides long. RefSeq lists its product as uncharacterized. Lineage: Eukaryota; Metazoa; Mollusca; Bivalvia; Ostreida; Ostreidae. The record is from RefSeq and is a predicted model, not a curated record. The coding region runs from base 40 to 864 and encodes 274 amino acids. The transcript is spliced from 2 exons.